AUGUACCUAUCCCGGCUGCAGCCCAUCACUCCCUUCCAACAAAUCCUCGACAAUGUCACAUCCGAUAUCCGCGCGAGCCACUACGGCGCGUUCUACAGCCUGUAUCUCGACCCCUUACGCCGACCGCAACUAACCCGUGGUGAUGAUCGGAUCCCGGUCUGGGAAAACCAGGAGGUGAACUUGCUGACGGUCGGUCGCGCGUACGGCGACUCGCUGCAGCUGUGGAAGCGGGCAUUCCCAAGGGGGGUCAUCUACGGCAUUGCAAAUGAAACCACCUCCGCCAUGAUGCAUCAGGCAGAGGUGCAGGACCCGCGGGUGCGGCUGGUGGUGGGCGGCCAAGCGAAUGGGGCUUUCUUGGAGAAAGUGGUUGCUCAGAUAAGGAAUGAGGUGGGUCUGCUUGACUUCAUAGUGGACGAUGGUGGUCACACCAUGGAUCAGCAACAAACCUCCCUCAAACACCUCCUGCCACUUGUGAAGAACUGUCACGACGCAUCAGAGGGAUUCAUUUCUUUCGAAGCGAUCGUCAAUCAAGGCACGUCCGAUAAGCGCACGCAUCACUACGGCGCAUUCUACAGCCUCUAUCUCGACCCGCUGCGCCUGCCUCUGCAGCCCCAAGCUCCUGGCGAUUGUCAGCAGCCUCAGCUGGGCGAGCACCACACUCGCGGCGAAUCUGAGCGGACCACGGAUCGCCGUCGAUUGGAGCAGAAUGAACGGUCGCGAUCGGAGGAAGCGCAGCAGCAGCAGCCGUGGGAGCCCCGCGCAGUGAACAUGCUGGAGAUCGGGCUCAAAUACGGCGACUCGCUGAAGCUCUGGAAGAGAGCGUUCCCGAGAGGCAGGAUUUACGGAAUUGACAAUGAGAUGAUUUCCAAGAAGCACCAGGCAGAGGCGCGGGACCCGCGGGUGCGGCUGAUGGUGGGCGACCAGGCGAAUGGGACGUUCCUGGAGCAAGUGGUGGCUGAGAUCAAGAGUGCGGUGAGGAGUGGUGGCUGGGAUAAAGAGUGUGGUGAGGAGUGGUGGCGGGGGGAAAGAGUGCGUGGACGAUGGUGGUCACACCAUGGAUCAGCAGCAGACAUCCCUCAAACACCUCCUGCCUCUUGUCAAGCCUGGUGGAAUUUAUUUUAUAGAGGAUCUGGAGACGUCGUACUACACUAA
This is a messenger RNA of Closterium sp. Naga37s-1, 1152 nucleotides long. Lineage: Eukaryota; Viridiplantae; Streptophyta; Zygnematophyceae; Desmidiales; Closteriaceae. The record is from the annotation of a GenBank genome assembly.